CGGUUCUGGGUGACAGCUGCCGCGGCCGCCAUGUCGCACGCCGGCAGCAGCGGCGACUCCUCGCCGGACUUGCGCCGCCGCCGCUCGCGCCUGCCGGACGCGCAGGAGGACACGGCGGAGGCGGAGGCGGCGGGCGAGAGGCUCCGGCAGCUGAACAUCGGCGAGGGCGACGACAGGGAGCACAACAGGAUGAUCCGGAGCCAGUAUCGGGAGCUCAUCUCCACCGUGCAGCAAAAUCGAGAAGCCAUGCUGAAUUCAAAAAGCAACAGGCUGACAGAAGCUUUGGAAGAAGCCAACAGACUUUUUGAUGGAGUUUGCCGGGCACGAGAGGCUGCACUGGAUGCCCAGUUCCUUGUUAUAGCAUCCAAUAUAGGAAAGGAGAAGGCCAAUGAGUUACACUCAGAGAUGUCAGCAUUUGAUUCAACAGCAUUUGCAGAAGACUUGCUGACCUUCAUGGGUAUAAAUCGCACAGAAGUGGAAGAAACUGAUGACUCUGAGGAUGUUCCAGGUGGUUUUUUACCUAAUGAUGCCUGGCAGACAAUGGGGCAAGAAGCACCCAAGUAUUUCAGAAGAGCACCUACUUUUCAUUACAUGAUGGGAUCUUUCAAGUCUGAGCUUCCUGUACGAAAGCAACGGAUUGAGAGGCAGAAGAAAGCUAGCAGAGGCAAAGCAGAACGGGCAAUGCCUGCUCAGUUAAAAAAAAUGGAGGAGUCUCAUCAAGAAGCUACAGAAAAAGAAGUAGAGAGGAUCUUGAGAAUAUUGCAAACUCAUUUUGAAAAUGAUCCUAAUACACCCAUUUCCUUCUUUGAUUUUGUGAUUGAUCCGAACUCGUUUGCACGCACUGUGGAAAAUGUGUUUCAUGUGUCCUUCCUUACCAGGGAUGGUCUUGCAAAAAUAAAGCUGGAUGAAGAUCAAUUGCCAAUAAUAGAGCCUAUAAAACCCGGUGAGGGAGGGGAGGAGGACAGCAGAGCUGGAGCACGGAACCAGGUGGUCAUAAGUCUGGACCAGAAAGAAUGGAAGGAGAUCAUAGAAACAUUUCAGAUAAGAGAAGCCAUGAUUACCCCUCCUUAUCAGAGCACUGAAGAAGAAAUGGAGACAGAGUGAUUAUUCAAGUGCCUUAAAGAAUAUACUUCAGGACAUUUUUUAUAUGUAUAUGUUGUAAAAUUAAAUUUAUUUUUUCUGGAA
Motacilla alba alba is the source of this 1185-nucleotide messenger RNA. RefSeq names its product NSE4 homolog A, SMC5-SMC6 complex component (gene NSMCE4A). Gene Ontology annotation, cellular component: nucleus; Smc5-Smc6 complex. The record is from RefSeq and is a predicted model, not a curated record. The coding region runs from base 31 to 1104 and encodes 357 amino acids. The transcript is spliced from 11 exons. Lineage: Eukaryota; Metazoa; Chordata; Aves; Passeriformes; Motacillidae. Gene Ontology annotation, biological process: DNA repair.